GGGGGGGGUGGGGGGUGGAAAUGGGGGCUUGCCUAUGGCAGCCUGGCAGGUUAAUAGGUGAGAUCUGAAACAUAGCUUCCCCAUAUCACAGUAGCUGAUGCCCAUCUGCUGUCCAAGCUGGGACAAACAUGUUCCAAGGGUGAAGGGCUGUAACUCAAUGGUCCAUGUGUCUGCUUUGCAUUCGGAUAAUCCCAGGUUCACUCCCCCAGCUGGGAGAGACCUGCCUCUCAAACCCUUGAAGACUGCUGCCAGUCAGUGUUGACGAUACUUAGUUAGAUGGACCGAUGGGCUGGCUCUGAAUAAGGCAGCUUCCUGUGUCCCUACCAGCCGGUUAUCUUCUCCCAUGCGUUAAAUGCAAAGCAUCACAUAAGGGCUGGGGUAUGCAUCCUUGCGCCCUGUUCAAUCCGCCGACUUCUCGACAGCCGCCACGGCGAGGUCUGCAUUCCAUUUCAUGCAGCAGUUGUCGCGAUGCCCUUUCCCGUCCCGUCCCCCCCCCCGUUUUAAUUAACGGAUCAGUCUCCGUUUCUCUAAUUGGAUUUUAAGUGAAAAAUUAAUUUUCCCUGCAAACCGCGUGUUUGCGCAUGGCUUUGGACAAUAAUCAGAGGCAUGCAUGCGCCUGCCACCGGCUGCGCACUGAUGCUUAACAGUCAUAGCUUGGAAAUGCUGUGCUGGUAAAACUGGAACCUGCUUUAACAGCCCCCCCCCCCAAAAUAACACACACGCUUAUCAUUACAUUGCACUCCUACCUCUGCUACCUUAAUGAAAGCAUUAACAGUUUCCAGCCGAACAAAGUAAAUGCCAACUCCUUUUGUUGCAGCCCGGAAGAAUAUACCAUUUAACAUUUAGCUUGGCCAUACCACUGGAAGAGGAUAUGAGUGUGUGUGGGUUUAUGUUGCUGGGUUUAUGUUGUAAUUCGGUCCUGAGGAGCGUUGAUGUGCUGCAUCAUUGAACCGGUGCUGUUUUCCAAAGGAGGCUCUUAAAGCCGGAUAAAACCCUGCCCUGUAUUUCACGUUGAGCUGAGCAUUAUUUUUGUAAACAAUCACCUUUGAAAGGCUUUAAUGGAAUUAGCUUCUUUAAAAAACAAAAAACACAAAUGUUGUGCAUAUGUGUGAGAGAGAAUCAGUGGAGUGUUUUGCUACUACAUUAUUAAUACUGAAAUUUAGCAGUGUUCAAAGCACUGUGCAAGUUCAGCCUCAACAAUCCUUGCAACGCACCUGCUAGGUAGGCCUUUGUGGGUUUCCUUCCUACAUGCAACUCCUUUAAUUGCACACACAUGCGGUGCUGGGAUCCGGGAAGUUUUGACCAGAAAUACCAUUACUGCCUUCCCACCCCAGAUGUACUCCUGAACACUUUGUUCUCUGCAACGGUGUAGAUUGGGGCUACCUUGCAUCCCAGGUGGCAAUGGGGUGAAUAUUUCAGCUGCCCGAGAUUUGCUUCGUAUCUGUCUUCCUGUCUUAAUUUAACUCCGGCAAAGGGAGGGGAAGGCGGGGGGGGGGGGGAAGUGGCUACAUGUUUGUAGGCAGGAAACAUUAAAUGAUUACAGUUGAUGUCAAUUUCCUCCGAAUAGCGAGGUGCCUUGGGAUUGCAGGUUAAUCAGAGGGCACGCUGAUUAGCAAAUCUUGUUAAAUCUCAUUGCCAUUUCUCUGGAUUGGAGGAAUUAAAAACAAUAAUAAUAAUAUUAACAACAACGCACCACUUUAUGCCAAUAAGUGGCACUUAGCCAUGCGCCCAAAGACUUUGGCCAUCAAUCUCGUUCGCUUGGCAACAGAUGGCCAGGAUCAGAGGGUUGCAGCAAGAGACAGAACAGAGGGCAGUACGCCUCGGUGGUUUUAACACCCAUGCAUUUGCAGACGGUGACAGGCAUAGGAUGUGUUAAAGGAACGGGGAGAGAGGACAGUAAUGAGAGAAGCCUCUGGUCUACUCAUCCAAGGAGCAGGGAUGGGAGCAGUAGGAGGCCUAGAAUUUCAAGAACGGGAUAAUGCACUGAAGCGUAAUACCUCUUUGGCUUGGCACCCCUUGCAGAAGGCAGCAGCAGUGCUCUGACUAAUGAUGUCUGGCGUGGCGGCCGCCUGGCCCUCGCCCCUGCCCGCCUUCAGGGCAGGCCUUACUGCUGUGAGCUCUCCUCCCCACCUUUCCCGAUGUCAAACGGUUGCAAGAGAAAUUGCCGGAGCAACAAAUCUCUCCUCCCUCUUGGCCCCGGGAAGGGUGCUGCUGUGGGAUGCUCAGCAAGGUUCUGCUCUGGCAUGGGCCUCACCCUGUACGUUAAAAGUACUGUGAUUCCCCCUUUAAUAAUCACGGCUUCCCCCAAAGAAUUGUGGGAAGUGUCGUUUGCAAAGGGCACUGAGAGUUAUUAAGAAACCCUGUUCCCUGCAUGGAGCUACAGUGCUCAGAGUUUCCGGAGAAGAGGAAUUGAUUGUCAAAGCACUCUGCCGGAAGAUGCACAGGCGUAACGCUCUGCAAGGCCUUUGUCUUUCAGAAGGCCUAUAGGGCAAUGAUGGAAGGCUCCUUUAUCCUAGGUAGGGAUGGAUAGUUGCCAGUUUUGGUUUGGCUCAGUUUUUCCUUUUUCCACUCUUAAGUUCACUCCUUCACAUUUCCAUGUCAGUUUUUAUUUUUUUAUUUUAAAAGAAAAAUCCUAAUGAGAAUUCAUCACCAUUUUAGUAUAAAUUUCUACUAAUGCAUAUAGUUUUUGUAUGCAGUUUUUCCCUAGCAUACACAUUUUUGCAAGGAUAUAUUUUCCUGCAAUAUAAUGCACAUUUUCACUAAUAUGCACAUUUGAGUGCAAACGUUACCCCGGUGCAUGCAUUUUCAUGCAUAUGCAUCGGCUGGUGAACUGCACUGCAAAAUUCGGAGAAGUGUGAAUUUCAACGGACUGGUGUGUUUCGGUUUGCGAAUUCUUUCCACAAGUGUCAGUAAAAUAAGUUUGCAUUUCUUUGUGUGAACUGACCCAAAUUUCUCCCCCAUCCCUGGAUCCAGUUUACCACUGGCUUGGACUUGCCUCAUUCCCUAUUGGGCAGCUUUCUAUGGUUCUGAAUAACAUUUGCUUUAAAAAAUUCAUUUCCCUCUGUUCAGAUAGAUCAAGAGGUUAUUUCAAAACAACUUACUGCAUGAUCCUAUGCAGAUUUCCUCAGAAGUAAAUUUCAGCAGGCUAUGGAUUUUUCUCCCAGAUGAAGUGUGCAUUAGCUUGGCAGCCUUAGUAUUAUUUUUUUUUUUUGAAAAAACCAUUUCAUUCAUAUUUAAGUAUACUUCUUGCAGCUCUUUGCUGCCCUCAGAAGCCCAUGUUUCACAAACGCAAACGUUGGAAUCAGAAGGCAGCACUUGAAUGGAGCUGCUUGUGACGCACAUGUCUUCUUUCACAGUCAGUUACGAACAACCUCUGCCCUUAAUAAGUUGCCUACUGAUUAUCAUUUGAGCUCCCUAAAUGUGAAUGGGCUGUGAAUAGCUGGCAAUUUUAUGUACCUGUCAGGGGGGGGGGGAAGCUUUUGGAAUACCAGAAAGUGGGAACCAUUCUUUAAAAACAACAACCACCAGCAGCCAACCUCCUUCCUUUAAACUCUUCCAUAAAAUACAUUUUUAUUCGAUCAUAUUCACCAUUGCAGAUGCCAAAAAUGCAUCCCAUUGCAGGGAUAAUGUAGGGUUUUGUAGGGAGAUUUUUUUUUAUGAUGAUGCAUUUAGUUUGGGACUUUCAAGUGCAUAAUGGAAAGAGCCACAAAGCAACGACAUCUAAAAUAAUUGAAACGGGGGUUGUCGGGUUUCUGAGUCUUAGUUUCUCUAGACAGUAGAAGUGCUAAAAUUGUUCUUGGACUGUACCACCUGACUGUGGGUGGAGGGGGGGGGGCGGCACUGUGACUGAAUGGUCCCCUGUGUAAAUCAUUUCACCACUCCUGCAAAACUGGAGCAUGAAGAAGGCUAGGCAAGAAUUCUUGCAGUGUGUGUGUGUGUGUGUCUGUGUGUGUUUAUAUGAGUGUAUUCAGUCCUGUGGCACCCCCCCCCCCAAAAGGCAAUAUGAAGUGGUAUUGUCUAGCACAAUGGCUGGCGAUGAUGCAGUUGUAAUGCAGUAACAUAUGGGGUGUCAGCGGUGGCUGAGCUUUAGGCAGUCAGUCAGUAUUUACAUCUUGAAAAGCAGAAAAGAAGUUGUUCCUUUACCUCUCCAAGCGCUGACGUUAUCUCUCUCUGGCCGUAUCCACACCAGACAUUUAAAGCAGCACCGUAGCACUUUAAAUAAACACGGCUUCCUGCAAAGAAUCCUGGGAAAUGUAGUUUGUGAAGGAUGCUGAGAGGUGUUAGGAGGCCCCUGUUCCCCGCCGAGAGCUACAGUUGCCACAGUGGUUUAGCCAUCAAUCCCCCUUCCCAAGGAACUCUGGGAACUGUAGCUCUGUGAAGGGAACAGGGCUCUCUUGACUACUCUUCAGCAUCCUUAACAAACUACGGCUCCCAGGAUUCCUAGGCUGUUAAAGUUGCAUGAGACUGCUUUAAAUGUGUAGUGUGGAUGUGGCUUCUGCCUCUCUUCCUCCCUCAAGCACAGAGUGCUGCUUUUGAAAGCUGUGUCCGCGUUGAUUAAGAAGAAAAGGUGAGGUUAAAAACACAUCCUAUAGCAGGGAGGGUGGGCCUUGCUGCGUCACGAACACUCACAUCUUCGUCAUUGUCAUCUUUUGGUUCUGCAUCAGGAGCAUCUUCUCGUCGCAGAUAGCCAACCACAUCCUCUCUUUGGGUUUCUUACUGUAGGGUUUCCUGUAUCAUUGGCUCUUGACAAGCAGAUAGUGUUCUUGUGGGGAGGGAAGGAGGAUGUGGGGGAGCUUUAUUUUGCUUCGAGACCAGUGCCGGCUUCAGGUUUUGGAAGGCCCUUCUGAACGACCCUCCGCAUGCCACCCACCCACCCUUAUAAGAUCAUAGAAAGUGUGUUUCUGGAUCAUGCCAGCAGCCCAUCUAGUCCAGUAUUCUGCUUACACAGUGGCCAAUCACAUUUCUCUGGGAAGCAUGUGCAACAUCAUUUCUCCUCACUUAGGACUGCCAGCAACCAGCAUUCAGAUGCCUAUUGCUUCAGAUAAUCACUACAUCCCUUGGCAGUGAAUUCUGUAGUUGCCUAAAGAAAUACUUGCUUUCUUCUGCCCUGAAUCUCCCAACGUUCAGUUUGUUGGAAGCCCUCAAAUUCCAGUGUUGUAAGAGAUGGAGAAAAGCUUAUACAGUGGUACCUCGGAUUACAGAUGCUUCAGGUUACAGACUCCGCUAACCCAGAAAUAGUACCUCAUGUUAAGAACUUCGCUUCAGGGUGAGAACAGAAAUCGCGCAGUGGCGGUGCGCUGGCAGGAGGCCCCAUUAGCUAAAGUGGUACCUCAGGUUAAGAACAAUUUUGGGUUAAGAACAGACCUCCAGAACGAAUCAAGUUCUUAACCCAAGGUACCACUGUAAGUCAAACUGCAUCCUGCCCAAAGAAAGGCCGGGUGGAAUAGCUCCGUCUUGCAGGCCCUUCUUGGAUGUUGGCAUCUGCCUGUCUCAGGAGACAAUGGAGGAGGGCACCUUUGGGGGUGAAUUCAAAACUGUUGGAAGGUUACAGCACCUGCUGUGGCUGUAGAGACCGAUAUGGGAGGGACAUGUUUUGUUGCAGUUGGGGCAGAUGAAGGCAUCCGGUUGUGCUGCCGCAGAUCAAACCACGUUUGCAGACAUCUUUCUAACACCUCUUGGAUAGGCCAAGCUAUUUGGGCAAACUCACUUUCCCCCUUAGGCUUUUUCAUCUGAAGCACAUUUUCUCCCUCUGGCGACUCUGUAGUUUAGCCCUCACAGAAUUACAGCUCUCAGCAACCUUUGACAAACUACAGAGCCCAGAAUUCUUUGAGGGAAAGCAUGUAUGCAAGCUUUGCCUGUGGACCCUGUGCAGAGUUUUGAUCCUGCUGCGAAAUCCAUGAGGGUGUAGCAUCCUUGAAUUUGGCGUCUUUGCACCCUCCUGUCCUCCUUUCGGACUAGGGAAUGUGACCUCAAAGAAGGAAUAUAGGAUGCUUGUCUGAUUUAUAAUCUCUUUGAUGUCAGCCUUGCUCCGGUCUGGGCAGGAACAAGGUAAUAAGUGUUAGGACUCUUCGUUCGAUAAUUGCCUUUUGGGUCGCCUUUCUUGUUGUCGAGCAUUAGCCAUCUGCUGCGGGAGACAAUAUGCAUAAUUUUUUUAUUAUUUUAUUUUGGGUGAAUGUUUAACUUUUGAUGAAUGCUCUAUUGUUCUGGGGGGCAGGCAGGAGGGCGAUGACCUACCUACCACUUGGAAGCUGUGCGAUCCGGGCACCUUUUUCUAAAGUACCGUGCUGGGUUUAUACAAAAGCAGAAGUACAAUCAUGGGACAUUCUGAUUGGGAUCACAAACGAGGACCCAGAGGAUCUCAGUCUUCGGGUACCAGUAUUACAGUUGACAUUGCAGUCAUGGGAGAGGCUCACGGACUCAUUACAGACCUCCUGGCGGAUCCUUCCUUACCACCAAAUGUCUGCACCUCCCUUCGGGCGGUGAGCAACCUGCUCAACACGCAGCUAACCUUCCAAGCCAUCCACAAACCGAGGAUCAACCCUUUGGCAUCUUUCAAUGAGAACUACACCUGCUCUGACUCAGAGGAAUGCUCAGAGAAGGGAGAAAAGCUGACUGUUCCCAAGCGCUUCCGGAAAAGUCUGCCCCCAGGUCUUUUGCGACGAGUGUCGUCCACUUGGACAACAACCACAUCUGCAACUGGUUUGCCCACUUUGGAGCCAGCUCCAGUGAGAAGAGACCGCAGUGCUAGCAUCAAACUUCAUGAUACUUCAUCAUCCGGCUCCGAUGCUUGGAACAAUUCCCACCUGAUGAACCUCACCAAAAGCAGGUCGUUCUCCGCCUCCUAUGCAAUGUCUGCUGCAAACCAUCUGAAUUCCAAGCGGCCAAGUCGGCAAGGUAUCCCGCCAAAUAUUUCGCCUCUUACCUCCCCAAGCCAUUCGCCCAUCCACGGCACUCCAGCCAGCAGCCCCACCAGCAAGACCUCCAGCGAACAAUUCCCCGAGUCGACGGUCACUGCCACUAAGCAAACGCUGAAGCCCCAUAGGGUCUUGGGUUGCACCCAGAGCGCCCCUAACCUUUCGGAGCCUGUCGUGGCCACGCCUGUCAUUUGCAGCAGCUGUGGCAGACCGUAUAACCCAGCAGACCCCGGCGAAGCAUCUCUGAGCAGACGGGAAGGCGGAACGCACACCCUGAACAGAACAGAGGACCCAGCGCAAGCCACCUCUGACUACGAAACAAACAACAGCGACAGCAGCGACAUCUUGCAGAAUGACGACGAGACGGAGUGCUCCAAGGAACGGGAGCGCGUGGGGUCCAUCUGCAGGGCGUACGCGCCAGAAACCAUCAUACUGCAUACUCUGUUGCCGCCUGAGGACAAGCCUAUUCUUGCCCCAGAGCCUCUAAUAAUGGACAAUUUGGACCCUCUUAUGGAGCAACUAAACAAUUGGAAUUUCCCAAUCUUCGAUUUGGUAGAGAAGAUAGGGAAGAAAUGUGGUCGGAUCCUCAGUCAGGUGUCCUACAGGCUCUUUGAAGAUAUGGGGCUAUUUGAAACCUUUAAAAUUCCCAUGAGAGAGUUUAUGAACUACUUCCAUGCUUUGGAGUGUGGAUACCGAGAGAUACCUUAUCACAACAGGAUCCAUGCCACUGAUGUUCUCCACGCUGUUUGGUACCUUUCAACGCAGCCUAUACCAGGACUCUCAACUGUGAUUAAUGACCAUGGGUCAGCAAGCGAUUCAGAUUCUGAUAGCGGGAUCACUCACGGCCACUUGGGCUACGUCUUGUCGAAAACAUACGCACCAACAGACGAUGGCCAUGGAUGCUUGGCGGGCAACAUCCCUGCCCUCGAACUGAUGGCUCUUUAUGUAGCUGCUGCCAUGCACGAUUACGAUCACCCGGGGAGGACCAAUGCCUUCUUGGUUGCCACCAGCGCUCCUCAGGCUGUUCUGUAUAAUGACCGUUCUGUUUUGGAAAACCACCAUGCAGCGGCUGCGUGGAACCUCUUCAUGUCCAGGCCAGAAUAUAACUUCCUAGUCAACCUCGACCAUGUGGAGUUCAAGCACUUUCGGUUCCUUGUCAUUGAGGCAAUCUUGGCCACUGAUCUGAAGAAGCACUUUGACUUCGUAGCAAAGUUCAAUGCCAAGGUCAAUGAUGACGUUGGCAUUGAUUGGACGAACGAGAACGACCGCUUGCUGGUUUGCCAGAUGUGCAUCAAGCUGGCUGACAUCAACGGGCCCGCAAAGUGCAAAGAAUUGCAUCUGCAGUGGACGGAGGGCAUUGUCAACGAAUUUUACGAACAGGGUGACGAGGAAGCCAGCUUAGGCCUCCCCAUCAGCCCUUUCAUGGAUCGUGCCGCUCCGCAGCUGGCAAACCUCCAGGAAUCCUUCAUCUCUCACAUUGUGGGACCGCUGUGCAAUUCCUAUGACUCAGCAGGGCUGAUGCCAGGGAAGUGGGUCGAAGAUAACGAUGAGUCAGGCGAUACUGAUGAACAGGAGGAGGAAGAUGCGGCAGACAUGGACACCUAUGAAAACCCCGAGUCAAGGAAAAAGAGGAGGAAAAUCUACUGCCAAAUCACUCAGCACCUACUUGAGAACCAUCAGAUGUGGAAGAAAGUCGUUGCGGAGGAGGAACGGAAAGCUGGGGCAGAAAAGCAACCCUCCGAAGAGAUUGAGGCUAUAAAAGAGGAGGAGGAAGAAAAAGGGAAGCCCAGAGGGGAAGAGGAAAGCAAAGCGCCCGAGACAAACCAAUGACAAGGAUAGGAUGCUGAGCAGUAUUUCGAGACAAAGAUGACUUGCGCACCUGUUCCUUUUUACAAGCCAGCACAACACUUAGACACAACACUGUAGAAAAACGGGGAUGAUGCACCUACAGCUGUUUAAGUUGUUUCUCUUUACCUUUAGACUCCUCCACUCAAAGAAGCUUUCACACUGCAACACCAACUUUUACAGACUUUCGUAUGGGAUGGGAAUAUUAGCUUGGGUUUAUCAGCUUCAUUUGUUUUGUUUUCGUUUUUUUAAUGAUGGCAUAUUAUGGUAACUGUGAUAAUGAAAGAGGAAAGGAGGAGGAGUGAUUUAUGCUCGCAGUGAAGGGAGUGGCAGUUGCCCUUGUUCUUUUGUCUCCAUGAUAUGGCGCCAGUGAUCUUAUCCGUGAAAUAUUGGUUCUGUUCUGCCAGUAUAGAUAUACAUGUGGGGGCGGUACGCAUAGCAUCCCUGAACAAAUGGAUGUGAGGCUGGCUGUGGCACUAGAGUGUGUUAUCUCAGCACAUGGGCAUAAGGAUCCGACCCCAGAAUGCCACGAAAGUGGCAACUGCAUGGGGUGUAAAUUUUGUCUGCAAAUGUGACCCCCUUUUCUUUCUCAGCCUCGGGAAGCCUGUGUUAGAAGCACUCUGUCUUUCUUCUUCUUCCGCACAACUCAGAAUAAUUCAGGCAGGCAUAACAUAACCCAGGGGCACCUUUGGGCUCUGCAAAGCAAGGGCAGCCAAUGGCUGGAGCAAUCUUUUCUGCAGCUGGCUGGUUGCUCGUUUCCUAAAAGGGGGAUCCAUUGGCAAGUUAACACUAGCUGUAUUCACACCUGCAGACUGUACAAGUUUACACUGGAUCACACGUACGCUUUGUACACGUUGCAAGCAACCGACACCAGUUGCCUGCAGAAGGGAAUGCACAACCAACCACUGGCGCUCAUCCGUCAUGUCCAAAGGUAUUCCCAGUCUCGUGAAUCAGAAAGCGCUGGGGAGAGAUAUUUGCAUGGCACUCUUCAAUGCCUCCUUUGAUAAUAAUCACAUGAUUUCAGGGGUCUUGUGGACUUAUGAAAGAAGAGGCGUAUUGGCUCAUUCUCAGUUUAUUGUCAAGUCAGGACCGGAGAUGCUUGGUCACGUCUGAUUGUGAUAUUUUCAGUUAAUACUGGAAUUUGCGAGGAGGGUCAUCAAACUUGGUCCUCUGCAACAGCAGCUUUCAGGUUGUCUGUUUUGGGGGGAAUGUGUUCGGCAUUGAUUAGUUUGCUGCAAAUCUUGUGUAUAUCGUUGGUAGUGAGAAGCAAGCUGUAUUUUGGGGGGGAGUUAUUCUACCAUUACGGAUCUUCCCAUAAAGCAGUGGAGGGGAACUUGUGGCCUUCCAGAUGUUCUUGGACUCCAGUUGCCAUCAACGCCAGCCAGAGUAACCAGUGGUCAAGGACGAUGGGCAUUGUAAUCUUUCAACAUAUGGAGGGACAUCGGUCCCCUUCCUAGAAAAAGCCAUGGCAGAUUUCCAAAGAGCCCCAGAGUUCUCUGAAACACAGUUUGGGAAACUACUGGCGGGUUUAACUCUUGGCAGAAGCGCCUGUGGAAAGCAUCUGUGCAAAAGUGGGGGGGGGACUUUUGAGGGUGGGGUUAUCUUUAUGCUCCUCUUUCAGGACAGGGAUUAACCUUGCUUCUGCUUUUCGGUGAAGGUUGUUUCCCAUGUAGCCUUUGACGUCCGCUGGAAAAAUCCUAUGUAGAAUCAGUUAUAAUUUAACUUUUCCUAUAAAAGUAUGCUUGCAGGGCUACAAUAAUCUGGCAAAUGCAUGUAUUAGGUUUCAAGGCCCUCUCAAAAUACCUUUAAGGAGGCAUUGUGAUUGGGUGGGUGGGGAGGGUGCAGAACAGGUGUGGAGAACCUUUGGCCCUCCAGAUGUUUCAGACCCACACCUCCCAAUAACCAAGCUUGCUGCGGCUGAUGGGAGUCGCCGUUCAGAAACAGCUGGAGGACUGACAGUUCCUCACACCUGGUGUAGAAAAUGAUAUGAAUUUAGGGACUGAAUGCACAUUGUCAGUGUUUAUUUUUCCCCCUGUUCUCACAGCCCCUAAUGUCGGUCAUGUGGGGUUUUAUUUUUAAAAGGAGGCUUCACUCUCAGUCUUUAAAAGCAGCAGGAUGAGAGAUGUGGAAUCACCCAGAAUCUUUGAAGUCAAAGGACCUUUGCAGUGCUUAAACUGAAGAGCACAGAGGCCUACCCUUUGUGUGUGAGAGAGAGCAGCCACUGGAAGUGAGGUCAAAGCAUGUCACUCUGCAGCAAGGAAUUAAUUGGUAUUUAAUAGCUUGCUUAGAUCCUCCUUGAUCCAACAGAAGGAUUUAUUUAUUUUUACUUUGGAAUUCAGUUUUGCUGUUUUGAAAAGCAAACAGAAGAUCAGGUCUUCAGCAAUAUGUUUUCUUUGGUCGCUUAACUGAUUAUUAUUUUUUAAUCUCCUUGUCCAUGAUUUGCUUAUCUAUAUGUAAAUAUGGAAAUGCCUUUUGGGUCUUGUAGAUAAUAAGGGGGAAGAAGGGUGGGGCAUUUUUGUAAAGAUAAUUUAAGAGGGGGAAAACCUAUUUUUUAAAAAAUAAAAUGUAGCCAUUUGCUUGUUCGACAAAUAAGAUCUUGCAUAAUUGGUAGUUAGACUUCAGCAUCAAUCCUCAGAGGCAGCUUUUACCAAGGAUAACUGAGUUUCAGUAUCAAGAGUCUAGCCAUUGAUCACUGCCCAGCUUGAGUUUCAGUAGUACGAUAUGUGGAGAGGGAUCUACUUGCAUAACUUAAGGUGUGCUCCGAAAUUGUGCCAAAGUUAGUGUGCCAUUCCUGAGACUAAUACCUUAGUUAUUGUGCAUGAUGCUCCAAAGAUGUUUAUUUACCUGCCUUCUUUUCCCAUUCUUGCUUCUCAGUGGCCUCCAGGUACCACAUCCUGCAGGAUUACGAGCAUCAGCUACCAUGUGCAAGUUAAACAUUUUCCAGGGAAACAAAUCUUCAGCAUCAGAGUCUAGUCGUUUAUUGUCCUUGGCUUCCUUGUGCUAGGAAAAAGGCAAAGGCAAAGGAGAGGGAACUUGAUUAGGGGGCUGUUGUCUCUCACACUGUUUAGGCCACAUCCUCACCAAAUUUAUAGCAUGGUUAUAUUGCUUUAACUGUCACAGCUUUGCCCAUGGAAUCCUGGGAACUUUAGUUUGUUAAGGGUGCUGAGAAUCAUUGGGGAAAACCAGUUCCCCCUCACAGAGCUACAGUUGCCAGAGAAGAGGAAUUGAUUGUUGAACCACUUGGGGAAUUGUAGCUCUGUGAAGGGGAAUAUGGACCUCCUACCAGCACCCAUAACAAACUUCAGUUCCCAGAAAUCUUUGGAGGAUACCAUUGCUGUUUAAUAAAAUAGUAUAACAGUGCUUUAAGUGAAUGGGUGCAGAUGUGGCCUUGGUAAUGUCCUGCAAGUGGCAAGAGUAGACCAAAAAAUAGAGAUUGAGGUGAAUCACAGAAAUGACCAUCUCUACACACACACACACACUCACUCACUCACCGUUUUUCCUCCCAUGGUUGUCCCCAAAUGUAAAAGAUAGAUGUCAAACACACAUGUUGUAUAAAUGCACUUGUCAAAGAACUGGGAUUCGUUCAGUCAGGUCUGGCGCAAGACAUCUCAAUUCCUGAGGCAAAUGGCAAGAUGGUGCCCUCCCUCGAUUCCAUAGGCAGAAUCCAACUCAGCUGGUAGUUCGAUCUUUCUUAGGCGCCACCUGGUGGCAUCCUCCACCAAAACUCAGGUCAGCUGGAUAGUUUAGCAGGUACAGCUCUGUUCUCCAAUAGCUUGCCACCACUCCUCAUCUCUUCCCCCCUCCCACUGCCUCACUUUACCUCACAGUAAGGCUGGCCUCGAUGAGUGCCAGCUGAGUGCGCCCUUAACGUCCGGGUUUGUCGAUGUGUGAUGUGUGAAAUUACCCUUGUUUCAAAACUUCAGAAUCCCAGGCCUGUGGUAUAUAUGCCAGUGUGAUGUAGUGAACACAGGAUCAGCCCUUUCUGUGAUUUUUCUCAGUGCUUUUCCUUGUCCCUGUUUGGUUAAUCUUCGUUGAUGGCCUCUUCACCCUUCAAGCCUGAAUCUGGCUGUAUUUUCAGCUAGCUUGGCGCUUUUGUGGGAGAGGUCGUUUCUCUGCCUGCUUCGUGUCUUCUUGUUCCCACAAUUCCUGCAUUCAACGAAGCCCCUCUUCCUUUUCAGGAGUGCUUGCAUUCUCAUAUUAGCCUGACUUUUUCCAGCCUCCUCUAGUUCUUUUCAUACAACUCAAAAUCACCAGGAAGUCUCUGGCUUACGCACCCAAAAGUUUUUGCACAGCACCCUUCCACCACCCUAUCUGUAAUUCGAGAACCAGAUUUCUGGGAAACCCACAAGGCUCCUUUGGAGAGGAACUCCAAAGUCCCUUCAUCCACAGCCCCUCUGGCUUGGUGGAAGAGAGUUGGGGAGGGUGAUCAUUCUGUACUAAAAUGCAAGGGUUGCUCUGAGCUGCUGAUAUUUUACAAAAAUAAAUAAAAUGUUAACCUCACCAAGCAUGGGCUAAACGAAAUGCUUGUGGCCAAAGGAAUAUUCCUCUUCGCAGUUUUCUCUGAAGCACAAUCAAUGACUGCAAUCCAAACUCAUAUCCCAGCAAAUUAACCAAAAUCCCAGUUUCUGGGUGUGUGCAUUUUUUUGUGGGGAGAGCUGUGUGUUUUGCAUAACCUUUCUGCGUAUCGUGCCCAAACACAUUUCUCAUGGUGUCCAGAAGCACUUGAAUCUAUUUUGGUAAACUCACUGGGCCUUUCUUCAUCAGCAUGAUUUCUUUUGCAAUAGAUGCACAGGUCAACAGUUCGCAUCGCUUGCAACCCUGAAAUCACAGCUCACAGCUGUCUGUAGCUUCACAGUAAUUGUUUUAAUGGAGAGACAUUCCAAACUCCAGGCCCCUGCCUGCUCCUAAAAACUAGCUCUGCUGGAAAACUCCUGGGAAUCCUUAGGUGAGCAAGAAAGAGAAUAUUUGAAAGGAGGGAGUAACUUUGGAAGCAGGGUAAAAUCAGAGAUUGUCUUUUGCCAGUGGUGGUCAUUAGAAAUAGAUCUGCUUUUGUUUCCAAUGUCCUGUUGGUUUCUGUAGUGUUGGUGUGGCUGUUUCUAACUUAACUCGACAAGCCUUUCUUGCGAGUGCAGUAGCUAACCUAACCUCCGUAUAAGCCUAAAGAGUUCCUGAGUGAUCAGGAUCAGGAAUGAAGAGCAUUUUUCAACCCAAACUGAUGAGAAGAACGCAACAGUGAUGAAGGCAAAAAUAGGCAUAGUUAUAUAAUAAGAUCCCUGCAGGAUCAGGUUCAGAGACCAACCAGUAGUAGCCAUUGAUAGCCUCGCCCGCCCCUAAAUUUAUAUCACAGUAGCUGAGUGGGGAUUUGAACCCUGGUCUCAGUCCCAAACCCUUAACUGCUACACCACACAUAAAGUGUCAUGGCGUGGCAUGGUUGCAGCUCCCACACAGCCCGGAUUUUUUUGUUCCUUGGUUUGGCGGAUUGCUCUUAAAGUAUCCAUUUCAGGAUAAGGACUAAUCCCUUGGAAAAUAUUGUUAUGACACACUUACGGGAUUUUUGGUUUCGGUUUUGUUUGUCUGAAUAUAAGUGGCUUUAUCAAAUGCCAACUAAGUUUUGCCCUUCAUUGACAAUGCUCCAGUGGAGAGAUUCCGUAUAUGGUGUCGCUAAGAAUUGGACACCAAAGAGCUGUGCCAUUUUCUGGCUUCUUGAAAACUUGGGUGUCCCCCAGCUGGCAAGCACUCAGAUGGUUUAACAGGCAACACGGGAAGAGAUCAUGUAAUUCCAGGGCAGUGAAUGGGUGUCAAAAUCAUUCCCGCCUCACUCAAACUCUUAGGUCUGCCUUUGAAACUCUCAGCCAAGAUCCAAAUCUGCACUAUGCACUGAAUUUGGGACUGGCUUAGUUACAAAUUAGGAAGUAAGCCCUUCAAGACAGUCUAAAAAUCCAGCAUGCUUUGUUUAGGUCACUAAAGAUGCAGUGGACAUUGUUACAGGAUAAUUUGGACUGAGAUGGAAGGAACCAUCCAGGCAAUGAAACUCUUGUUACAGGAAAUGCUAAUGCUGGGUUCAUACCAUCAUGCAUGUCGAUGGAAGUUAUGAACAGCAGAGUGAUCAGGCAGGUGCUAGGGAGCAGUGAUCACAGCAUUCUGGCUGUUCCUCGUAAGCCUCCCCAAUCUGCUCCCCUCUGAGGAGGACAGGCCAAACGGCCUGUUCUGGACCCCCUCUGCUAAUUUACAGUACUCUAGUGCCUCGAGUAUGGUGGCUGGCAUCCUCUGACCAGCAUCGAAGCAAUAUUCGUCUGCCAGUCCAGUCAGCUUCUGAAAGUGGAAUGGAGAGCAGGGUGCCAUCUUGACCUUCACCUCAAACAGUAAAAUGUCUUGAAAAGUAAAUUGAAACAAAUGGAGAAGUCCUUGCAGGCGAGUUCCAUACACACCUUGGAGCUCCUCCAGCACCUGCAAUCAGAUUAUAAUUGGAUUAGAGCAACUGAGUGCCAAGCAUUUGCAUUAUCUGAACCUCUGGUUAACCAGACCCAGUGGCUCAAAUGUCGUUAUUCCUGAUAUCGCCUGAUCCUAUUUUACUGGAUAGUCCUAUUAAGAGAGGUAGGGUUGCCAGACUCAAUAGAGGACAGGACGUCUGUGCCUUUAAUUGCCCUGCUCUCUUUUGAGUCUGGAAACCUUGAAAAGAAACCAACAGACCCUUUGUUUAAUUUCCAAGCAAAGGGUCUGCUGGUUUCUCUUUAAGGUUUCCAGACUCAAAAGAGAGCAGGGCAAUUAAAGGCACAGAAGUCCUGUCCUCUAUUGAGUCUGGCAACCAUAAAGAGAGGAGGCGGUGUGUGGAAGGCCAAAGUUCCUGCCUACCCACAGAAGGGAUCUGCUAGACCUCAUAUCUCUGGCAACUGGAAGACCCAGAUGCUACUCCUCCUCAGGGGGUCAGCUUUGGCCCACAGGCUCCUCAACUGCCAAUUCCUGGCCCACCAUUUUUUCCCCAGGCAUGCCUUUUCAUAUGUGUGAUCCCAUUUGCCUGCACUAGUUUUGGUGUGUGGCAUCCACACCAGGUGAUGCUUAACCGUUUGUUUCCCAGAUGCAAGCACAUAGCCUCACAUCAUUUGCAUAAUCACACAUCCUCACGUUUGAAAUACGUUCUGCAACUAUGUCCAGCUUCGAUACGACUAAUCCUUUGAGGUUAAAAAUGGUGCCCCAGGCAACCCUUUGAAAGAUGAUUAUGUAAUUGACUGUCACAAGACUUGAAGCAGAUUCCUUUGUUAGUGCAAAAUUCACAUUGGAACAAAUGGGUGUGUACACACUCUCUUUCCUGUAAAGCAUUGCACGCCCAAUUUUCCCCCCAGCGAAUCAUUUUGCUUCCGAACACUCAAGGCAUGGAGCGCCUCUCUAAGGUGUAUCUGUUGAUGACACGGGCUAUGUUUUCGAAUCAAGCUGAGCUUUCGGCAGAUCGUGGCGGUCCUUGUUUAUUACAUGUUAAAGAAUGCAUUCUCAAUGUUCCAUUAGAUGGGUUUACACUUUUCUUUUUUAAAAGAGUCCAUUUGCAGAGUUUACGGGCGCUAAAAUCUUGCAGGUUUUCCUCUAAAGCAAUAUCUUAAGCUAUCCGCUUUUUUAAAAAAAGAAAAAGAAGAAAUCUACGAAAACGUAAGGGCAUGAUCCAGCCGCAGUUCAGCACUUCCAAUGCUUGAUAUUGAAGGUAGUGGCCACCCUCACUCUCUGCCUCUCCUGCAUGCCAUCAAAGCCUGGUUGCUAUUUCUCUCAGAAACUCUUAUUUCAUAAGGUCUUGGAGCAUGUGAAUGAAGCUCAGGGGUAGCGAAGGUGCCAGAUGUGUCAUUUCAGCCCUCUCUGUCCAGCACCCCAUGCCAUGCCCCUCUCUGGUCCUGAUUCCCCCCCCCCUUGAGAGUUUCUGCCAAGUGGGAAUGUCUCCUUGACCUCUGACUGUGCCUCUUCCAUACCUGCACAACGGUAAAAUUUGCAUGCGCUGCUCCUCCCACUCUUCUCUCUGGCUCCGCCCACUGCCGGCAUGCGACACACAGCGUUCCUCCUUGAGGCUGCAAUUCUAUGCAGAUGAACCUGGGAGCCAGUCCUGUUGAGAUCAGUGAGUGGGACUGGGCUGCAGAUUUCUCAUUGAAAUUAGGACUAAGUGCCUCACUUUUGGCUGACUCGUGCCCGAAGAGAACUGCCAACCAAAAUAGGAAGCUGGGGGACGGGGACGGGACGUGUCAUCAGUAUUGGUCCAUUUUAAACACGGUGUUCUUUUCACUAAGUACUACAUUCAUUAAUUUAUAUUUAUAUAUUGUCAAUAUUGUUGUAAUAACCAAGCCUCCUCUUUUUGUUUUGAACACUUCAAGAACAAGGCCUUGUAUUUUUUUUGUGUGAGUGCGAUUUUCUUUUCUUCUCUUUUUUUUUUAAAAAAAAGAUGAUGCUCUUUCACGGACCGACGGAAAUCUUUUUUCUCCUUUCACUGAUAACCUUGCACUUAAGACAUGUAGCAAUACUUAAUAUAUUCCCUUCACAAGUAUUUGUUAAGUGAUUUUUAGUUAAUGGCUGAUAAAUGUUUUUGUACAAAAUAGAUUCUGUACAGGGAUUUAAACAAACAACAAAAAAACAAAGAGAGAAAUCUUUUAGAUAAACAUUAUUUAUUUUUACUGUUUUUUGUAAGUUAGACACUAUAAUGAUGCUCCUCUUUUUUGCCAGAAUUACUGGAAGUGCCUCUUGGUAUAAAUGUAUAAUAGUAAAUAUGUAUUCAGAAUUAUUAGAGAUAAACCUGUCACACAAAAAAAUGAACAAUGUGGAUGUUGCAAUGUGAAGAAAACAAAUAUAAUUCUGUGGUAUCA
This is a messenger RNA of Zootoca vivipara (common lizard), 17590 nucleotides long. NCBI's taxonomy places the organism in Eukaryota, Metazoa, Chordata, Lepidosauria, Squamata, Lacertidae. The record is from RefSeq and is a predicted model, not a curated record.